Messenger RNA from Tetrahymena thermophila SB210, 1782 nucleotides. RefSeq names its product ABC transporter family protein. The transcript has 4 exons. Gene Ontology annotation, molecular function: ATP binding; ABC-type transporter activity; ATP hydrolysis activity. The record is from RefSeq and is a predicted model, not a curated record. Gene Ontology annotation, cellular component: membrane. NCBI's taxonomy places the organism in Eukaryota, Ciliophora, Oligohymenophorea, Hymenostomatida, Tetrahymenidae.
AUGAAAUAAAUAUAAAGUAUUGAUAUUGUUAAAAACUACCAUGUUGAUAUAACUUUUAAAGACCUCACUUAUACUGUAGUGUCCAAAAAAGGAGAAUAAAAAUAAUUAUUAAAAGGUGUCAGUGGAAUUUGUAAAAGCGGAGAAGUCGCUGCUAUUUUAGGGUCUUCUGGCGCAGGAAAAACUACUUUGUUGAAUGUGCUAAGCUAAAGAGUUAGUAACACAAAAACUUCAUAAAUAACAGGUGAAAUUAAAGCUAACAAUCAUGAUUAUGAUUCAGAUAAGUUUAGUUAGUUUGCUUCUUAUGUUAUGUAAGAUGAUAUUUUACUAGAAACUAUGACAGUCAAAGAAUGCAUCACUUUUGCUGCAAAUCUUAGAAUAGGAGGAACCCCAGAAUAAAAAGAAUUAAAAGUUAAUGAAGUUAUCAAGAAUCUAAAUUUAGAGAGAUGCUAAAACACUAUGAUUGGAGGACAGUUUGUUAAAGGUAUUUCUGGAGGAGAAAAGAAAAGAACUUCUAUUGGGUAUGAAUUAAUCAGUGAUCCAGCUUGUAUAUUUUUAGAUGAGCCCACUUCUGGAUUAGAUAGCUUCACUGCUUAUAGAAUCAUACAUCUUCUUAAAUAAUAUGCUUAAAAUAAAAAUAAAACUGUAGUAUUUACUAUUCACUCUCCUUCUUCAGAUAUUUGGAGUAUGUUUGAUAAUAUUAUGCUUUUGGUAGAUGGAAGGUUUAUUUAUUAAGGCAAAGGAAAUCUUGAUAUUAUUUAGCAUUUUUCUUCAAUAGGAUUCAAUUGCCCAAAAUUCUCUAAUCCUGCAGACUAUUUUAUUUCAAUCAUGCACUCUAGCAGAUAAUAAAACGUUGAAAACUAUCAAGUGUAUUUUGAAGGAUACAAUUAAAAGUUAAAACCAAUUAUUUAUGAAAGAAUAGACAAUGCAAAUUAAGGCUUAUUACCAUUAAAACAAACCAAAACCUCAUUUUUUUAUUAAGCUUUUUUGAUAGCACAAAGAUAAGCAAAGAUUAUAGCUAGAAUCAGAAUAUUAUCAAAAGCUCGUGUUAUAUAAAGUAUUGUCCUAGGCCUAUUCUUAGGCGCUGUAUUUUGGCAAAUUCCAGGACCUACUGAAAACCCUACCAUUAGAGAUAUAAAUGAUAAAAAUGGUAUUCUACUCUUCUUCUCAAUUACAAUUUACAUGAUGCAAUUAUAAUUUUGCAUUUUGACAUUCCCAAUUUAGAGACCUGUAUUUUUAAGAGAAGAAAAUGCCAAAUUGUAUACUACUGCUCCUUAUUUUAUUGGUUAGUAUUUAGUUGAUAUGGUUCCUGCAAUCAUCUUUCCUAUAAUUACUUCUCUAGUAGCAUAUUGGAUGAUUGGUUUGAACGACGAUAAUGCUGGUAAAGUGUUUUUCUUUAUUUUAGUAGCAAUAUUGGCUAGUUUAUCUGGAUAGGCUUUUGGAUAUUUAACUGGUUCAUUAAUUAAUAAUCCAAAUGUAGCUGUUUCAUUGGCUCCAGUUUUAAUAAAGCCUUUUAUGCUAUUUGCUGGACUGGUUAAAAAUGGAAGUGAUUAUGCUAGUUGGAUAUCUUGGUUUUAAUAUCUCUCCCCUUUCAAAUAUAGUUUUGCAGCAUUAUGUUUAAAUGAAUAUGAUUAUGAUGGCCCAUCUUAUCCCUAAGACCCUAUCCAUUAACUAAAUUUUGAUAUGUCAAAAUGGUAAUCAGUAGGAGGAUUGAUAGGCUGCUUUUCAAUUUGCACCUUUGUUUCAUUUUUAUUCCUUCUACUUUAGAAAAAAAAAUUGUAAUGA